AUGAGUUACGGAGGGUGUGACAUCCCGGGCCGGCCGGCUCGGCCCUGCCAGCCCGGGCUGGCCCGGGGGACUCUCCCGGGUCUGUCCCGUCCCAGGGAAUGCGGGGCUGCUCCCCAGGCAUGGGACAGUUCCACUUCGGGGGGUUUCGGGUCCCCAGAUGUGGCUGAAGAAUUCCAGGAGAACUCCUGGCACCUCCAGGCAAGGCCAGCAGAGAUCCUGCAGGAUUCAGGGAGGAUCCUGGCAGGUGAGGCCGUGUGGGCUGGUCCUGAUCCCGAGCCGAUUUCCAGCUCCAGAUUCCAAUCUCCUGCACUUCCUCUCUCCCUGAGGGAGAUAAAGAUCCUGGGCAGGCAGGGCAGAACUCCGGGAAUUGCAUCCGCUCCCACAGCCCGGCCCGGGGAGGGGAGCGGGGCCGCUCCUGGGGUGGGAGGGCACGGGGAAGGGGCAGGCGCCGCCUUCCUGUGGGUGUUUUCCUGGGAGAAACCGGGAUGGGGCCGGCACCUGCCGGAGCAGCCCUGGCAGGGAAGAUGUCCUGGCAGGAAUCCGGCCCGUCAGGUCCCAUCGGAGCCGGUGGCACUCGGUGACCAAGCCCUGGCAGCUGAGGUGGCCCCGCUGCGAGCCAAGCUCCACCUUCUGCCCCCGGGGCUGCGGGGAGGAUCCUGGAUCCUGCCCCGGCUCGGGAAUGCGGGGGCUCGGCCUGGAGGGGCUGUCCCGGGUGUCCCCGAGCCCCGGGGGCGGUGAGGGCCCUGCCCCGAUCCUGGCAGGGCGCAGGAGCUGCUGCUCCUCUGUGGCCUUCCAGCCAUGAAAAUAAACACGUAAACAAGA
Messenger RNA from Serinus canaria (Common canary), 822 nucleotides. Its product is annotated as translation initiation factor IF-2-like. NCBI's taxonomy places the organism in Eukaryota, Metazoa, Chordata, Aves, Passeriformes, Fringillidae. The transcript is spliced from 4 exons. Bases 1 to 738 code for a protein of 245 amino acids. The record is from RefSeq and is a predicted model, not a curated record.